UAGAAUUACUAUUUAGUCUAUUUUACUUAAUUUAAUUUGUUGUUUUAGGUAAUAAUCUUAUUAAUCAUGUCCUAGACACGAUUCUUAUAAUAAUAUGUGAAUUAAUAUACAACAUGGCUUGUUUACAUAGUUUCCAUAUAAGUUUAAGAAUAUUUUUCCAUUGCUUUAAUUUCUGUCAUGGUUUCAUUGGUGUUUUAUAGGAUGGGGAAGCUCGUCCUACAAGGUGAUCAUGACAAACUCGGCGAAGCUGAACCAAGCAAUGGGACUACAUAGGUCAUCAACUUCCAAGAAGCAAAAGGUGCAACCCAUCACGAAAGUAGUAAAGAAUGACGAGAACAGUGUCAAUCUUUCCUUAGCAUCAAUCACCUCAAACCUGCAUGAUAUCUCUACUCCUAAUAGACCAAUCUCCUCAGAUUUAGCUUAUAAUUCCUGGGUGGUUGAGCACCCUUCUGCAUUGGGCUCAUUUGAUCGGAUGAUGAAAGCAGCAAAAGGGAAGAGGAUGGUUGUUUUCCUAGACUACGAUGGGACCCUUUCACCAAUUGUUGAUGAUCCUGACCGUGCCUUCAUGUCUGAUGAGAUGCGUGCUGCAGUACGGGAAGUUGCCAAGUAUUUUCCAACAGCAGUAAUUAGUGGAAGGAGUAGAGAUAAGGUUAAAGGAUUUGUACAGUUAAGUAAUGUAUAUUAUGCUGGAAGCCAUGGGAUGGAUAUAAUGGUCCCACCAAGGCCACUAAACCCCUGCGAUGGCAAGAAUCACACUACAACCAUGGAUAAAAAGGCGAGUGACGUUCUCUUUCAACCUGCUAAAAGAUUUCUGCCUGCAAUCCAAGAGAUACGAACACUGUUAGAGGAGAUAACCAGGAAAAUAGAAGGUGCUAGGGUAGAGGACAACAGAUUCUGCAUCUCUGUACAUUUCCGCAAGGUCCGGGAUGAGGAUUAUGACAUAUUAGAAGCAAAGGUAAAGUCUGUACUUGAAAACUAUCCUGAAUUUCAUCUCACCUUCGGCAAAAAGGUCUUGGAAGUACGGCCAUCCAUAGAAUGGAACAAAGGUCAUGCCCUAGAAUAUUUACUUGACACUCUUGGAUUCAGCAAUUCCAGUGACGUCCUCCCGUUGUACAUUGGGGAUGAUCGGACUGAUGAAGAUGCUUUCAAGGUGAUACGAAGUAGAGGACUAGGGUUUCCGAUAAUUGUGUCUUCAACCCCAAGGGAUACCAAAGCUUGCUAUUCCCUGCAGGAUCCGUCGGAGGUGUUAACUUUCUUGUUACGGAUUGCAAGGUGGAGAAAAGCGUCUUCUUCGAGCAGGUCACUUGCUCAAAUUUGGGGUCCUGGGAAUUUACCUAGAUCAGUUAAUUAGCUAGAUUUUGUACAUAAGCUUUUAAGAAAUAUUAUUAGGAAAAUUGAGGCCAGUAUUUGUUAGGGACUUAAUAACCCUAAUAUAUAUAGCUAAAUUAUAGGUUCGUAAGUAGAAGAAAAUGAAGCCACAGAGUUUCACUGUUAUGUUUUAGUCUGUUUCGGUGAAACUCCAGCCCAUCCCCAUGCAUAUAUUAUACAUAUAUAUAUAUAUAUAUAUGUAUGUAUAUGUAUGUGUGAAUGUCCGUAAUUUCCAGCUUUUUUGGAAAUGUGUUUUCUGGUGUGUGCUGUAUUCAUGAAUAUUAUGCAUGUGCUAUGUUAAUAUUGCAGUAUUUUAAUUUUAGUAUAUUUAAUUAAGCUUAA
This is a messenger RNA of Pyrus x bretschneideri (Chinese white pear), 1710 nucleotides long. RefSeq names its product probable trehalose-phosphate phosphatase 4. Gene Ontology annotation, biological process: trehalose biosynthetic process. Gene Ontology annotation, molecular function: trehalose-phosphatase activity. The record is from RefSeq and is a predicted model, not a curated record. Bases 230 to 1351 code for a protein of 373 amino acids. NCBI's taxonomy places the organism in Eukaryota, Viridiplantae, Streptophyta, Magnoliopsida, Rosales, Rosaceae. The transcript is spliced from 10 exons.